UUCAAGCACUUGAUAGUAUUCACUCUUGUUUUCCCUCGUUCUUUUUAUCUUCUUCUUUAUUCAUAAGUAAAUCUUAUAAUGGGAAGUAUAUCUUUAGAACCUCUAGUUCUUGGGAAAGUGAUAGGAGAUGUUAUUGAUAAUUUCACCCCAAGCAUUAAAAUGAUUGUAACUUACAACAACAAAGAAAUCUUCAAUGGUUAUGAGCCCUUUCCUUCUACAGUUAGCACAAGGCCAAGGGUUGAGAUUCAAGGAGGGGACAUGAGGUCCCUAUUUACACUGAUCAUGAUAGACCCGGACGUUCCUGGCCCAAGUGAUCCUUAUAUGAGAGAACACUUGCACUGGAUGGUGACUGACAUUCCAGGCACAACAGAUUCCACAUUUGGUAAAGAGUUGACAAGCUAUGAAAUACCAAAGCCUAACAUAGGGAUCCAUAGGUAUGUGUUCGUCCUUUUCAAGCAAAAGAAAAAGCACUCAAUUACUACUCCUUCUUCAAGGGAUCACUUCAACACAAGAAGUUUUUCAAUGCAAAAUGACCUUGGUGUCCCUGUUGCUGCUGCUUAUUUCAACGCAAGGAGGCCAACUGCUGCUAGAAAACCUACCUAUAUAUAAUAAUAUAUAAUAACAAUAAUAACAACUCUUGAAAUUACAAUUGUUCUUGUUACAAUUGUUCUUGUUAAUUAUCAUCAUGAUUAUUUAAUA
Molecule: messenger RNA, 699 nt
Organism: Cicer arietinum (chickpea)
Lineage: Eukaryota; Viridiplantae; Streptophyta; Magnoliopsida; Fabales; Fabaceae
Gene: TFL1C
Product: protein TERMINAL FLOWER 1c
Biological process (GO): vegetative to reproductive phase transition of meristem; negative regulation of flower development
Cellular component (GO): nucleus; cytoplasm
Source: RefSeq, a predicted model, not a curated record